AUGACCAAUAUCAGCAAUCGAAAGAGACUUGCAUUCUUGUUCAUCCUCUUGAUCAAUGUCGCGACAUUUCCAUUUUGUCAGGGCCUGGUGGUUUCGCCUGUUCAUUCAUCGAAUCGUGUGCCAACAAUAAAAUCCAAUGACCAUUCCGCUGGCUUGAGUGCUCUUCUUGAGAGUCGAGGUGGAGAUAACGAUUAUGUUGUUUCGAGUGGGCAAUCAAUGCAAAGCACAAGCAAUCUGCAGCUAGGUAUGGUUGGUCUGGCUCCCAUUAAGCUUGCCUGGACCACUUUUGCCGCCACAAUUGGGUUGCUGGUCCGAGAAAUCAACAGCCUCUCGUUUCACCAAAAGAUCUUUUGCCUCAGCACCUUUCUGCUGGGAUUUUCGUUGGGCCGAAUGCGACCCUUUUGGAAACGGUACACGGAUAUGAAUGACAUUCCAUCCAGCUUGUUUGGAAAAGAACUGCGUGGAAGAGCCGUCUCCGUGAGCGAUGGUGACACAAUUCGCUUUCUUCAUCAGCCUACAAGGUUCCAUCCCGCGUCUCUGAAAAAGGGCGAGAAGGUCUCGGAACUGGCGCUGCCAAUUCGACUUUGUACCAUUGAUACCCCCGAAACGGCCAAAUUUGGCAAAUCAGGACAACCCUUUGGAAACGAUGCCAAGGAACAUCUCAAAAGCAUGCUGGAAGAAAAGGUUGUUCGGAUUCGGUUGUUGCAAAAGGAUCAGUACAGCCGGGGCGUGGCGGAAGUGUUUACACGCUCUCCAUUUCCCUUUUUGUGGAAGCGAAAGUACAUGGAUGCUCAAAUGUUGAAAGAAGGCCUGGCAGAAGUGUACACGGGAGGAGGAGCUGUCUAUGGACCUCUUGGAAAAGAUGAAUAUCUCACCAUGGAGGAAAAUGCACGAAAGGCAAAGAAAGGCAUUUGGUCACAGAAGAACCGAGAAUCCGCGGCAGAGUACAAGAAACGGAACAAAUAA
Molecule: messenger RNA, 966 nt
Organism: Seminavis robusta
Lineage: Eukaryota; Bacillariophyta; Bacillariophyceae; Naviculales; Naviculaceae
Source: the annotation of a GenBank genome assembly